Messenger RNA from Arabidopsis arenosa, 2331 nucleotides. NCBI's taxonomy places the organism in Eukaryota, Viridiplantae, Streptophyta, Magnoliopsida, Brassicales, Brassicaceae. The record is from the annotation of a GenBank genome assembly.
GAGCUUUACUACUUUCUUUUGGAGCCUUCAUAACUGUCUUCGAUUAUUAUUAAACACAAAUAAGACCUAAUUAGUCUUCAUCAGUCCAAACAUGGAAAACGAGUGUCCAAAACGCCUAUUCACAGAUGGAAAUGAGCCACAAGUGGAGAAGAUAAAUAACAGCUGCAAAAUGUCUCUUCUGACCAAAAUAAAGGAAACGUUGCCAUCGGAGUAUGAUGAAGUUAAGAGAGAUCCAGUAUUCGCACAUGUCUUUGCAAUACACGAAAAUAAAAUAGUUACUGGUCUCAAGUACACUGAUGAUGGGAGCUGUGAUUAUGAGAAAUGGAAAGAUGAUAAAGGAUUUUGGAGUAAAUUGCUGAAAAGAGGUGGAGAUAUAUGCAUAAAUAAAUUGAUGACUAGCAUUGAAGAUGUUAAGAAGUGGAGGGAGAAGGACGACAGAAUUCGUUUCGUGUAUAUUUGUGUGAUAGCUGGGUUGGUCAUGGCUACGGAUGGAUUCUCAUAUGCACUUCAGAUAUGGGUGAUGGAAGCAAUUCCAGACAUUGGAACAUUGGUGGGAGAAAAGAUUAGCACUGAAUUGACUGCAGCUCCUCGAUGUUCUAAUUGGAAAGGCGCUGCAAAGGUAUCAUAUGAGGACAUCAUCUCGGUGGAGAUGUCAUUUACAUCACAUGCUGUCUUUUAUCCAUUCAUUUCUUAUUCAGGAAAUGAGUUCAUUGAUGACAAAGAAUUUGUAUGGCCUGAUGAAAUCAGAGAUGGUGAAGUGGAUAAUAUGAUUGAAAUGAUCAAAUCUGGGAAUGAUUUUGGAGACCAUGUUUGGGGAAGUGUUGUAGAUGAUAAUAUAGAAGGCGACAAUAUUGAGAAUGUGCAAGAGAAUGAUGUCGCAGAUAAGGAUGUUGCAACUGAAGACAUGAAUGAGAGGAGUAAGAAGAAACAAUCUGAUCACGGUGCAGAGACACGCAAAAAGAAGUUGCUUUGUCAACGAGCAGCAGCAGCAACACAUGGAGCUUUAAAUGACGAAAUGAAGUCCUUUCUUAAAGCAUUGUUUGAUUCUUCUUUUGAGAUGAUUAAAGCACAAUUGGGAAAACUAGAGGAUGAUAUAGCACUAGUGAAGAAAUUGGUCUCCACAUCUGCAACUGCAAGUAUCACAACGAGAUCCACAACCUCGCAACCGUCCAAUCGAACAGAUCAGCCUAGAAAAGUUGUGGAUGAAAUGACGUCUUUAGAUGAUGACUUUUUAGACUUUAGUUUUGGUACACAAGACUUCUUAGAUAAAUCCAUGGGACACUUAUCUCAACCAUCACAGCUACCCGAAUUUGAUUCCACACAAAAUUUGAAUCGCAAUAAAAUCCAGAGCCUGAUCGAAAUUGAAAGCGAAGGUAAACAUAUUCCUGACGUGGGCAAAAACGACAAGGAUGCUGUAUUGGUGUUUGUUUCUGAGGCUAGAUGGAAUGCUUUUAUGGAGUGGAAUAUGAAGCACAAAGACUUAAAUUUUGGUCCUAGUGUUAUCAAUAAAGCAUUACUCGGUCGACUCUUGAAAGCGAACGAAUGGCUUAGCAACGUGGAUAUGGAUGCUGCGAUGUAUUUAUUUCGGGAGAAAUCAUCUUUAGGGCGAUUGGACUUAGCUCGUGUUGGUUUCAUGGACUGUUCAUUUGGCAUGCGACUCAACAACGAAUACACAAAGUUUGUGAAAAAUAAACGAAGCCACCAAUGGAGUAGUUUGAUCCAAGAUUACGCCAACGGCGAGUUACCUCCUCAUGGGAGGACAAGAAAACAAUGGAGAUCAGAUUUUGACCGUAUUUACUUUCCGCUCCAUGUCAAUGGUAAUCAUUGGAUUUCUCUGUGCAUUAACUUCAUUCAAAGAACAGUUGAUAUCUUCGAUUGUGCUGGUCACAACCAUAGAAGAAAUGUGGAGGCAUUCGCAAUCACCAUCCCACGAAUUCUCAAGGAAAUUCACACAAAAUCAUAUGGGAAAAAUCUACUAUUAUCUCCAUAUACUCUCGUUCAUGUUCCGGUGCCGCCUGGCCUUAAUAAAUCACGUUGUGAUUGUGGAGUGUAUGCUCGCAAAUAUAUCGAGUGUCACUUUAUGGGGCUUCCCAUGGAUAUAUUGGACGAUGUCAACAUUAAACAUGCACGUCAGCGGAUUGCAGUUGAUCUAUGGGAAGCAGCAUCUGAUCCCGUGUUCAUUGACCGAAUGGCAAAGUAUGAACCUCCACAACUAGAUUCUGAUACAAUAGAGAUCUAGUGAGAAACAUACACUUAUUGAUUUACGAGACUUUUUUAUAUCUCAAUUCACUUUUUUGUUAAGUCACUUUCAAGUAAAUCAAAAAUUUCCAC